Seriola dumerili (greater amberjack) is the source of this 2842-nucleotide messenger RNA. RefSeq names its product serine protease HTRA2, mitochondrial-like. Bases 222 to 1556 code for a protein of 444 amino acids. Gene Ontology annotation, cellular component: mitochondrion. Gene Ontology annotation, biological process: programmed cell death; positive regulation of apoptotic process; proteolysis. Gene Ontology annotation, molecular function: protein binding; serine-type endopeptidase activity. Lineage: Eukaryota; Metazoa; Chordata; Actinopteri; Carangiformes; Carangidae. The record is from RefSeq and is a predicted model, not a curated record. The transcript has 8 exons.
UAUUGCUAAAUUAACUGUGUGACUGACUUUCUGACAGUGGCGGAGAACCGAAGGGCUCAAAGGAAGUAUUUGUGUUUAUUUUUGUUAGUGUUUUUUACAGGAACAGGGACGAUUAUUACGAUUAGUACAAACCGGAACAUUCGCGCUGUAAAUAUAUUUGGAUUUAAGUGUUGUUUGGUUGUCUGAAAACUCCUGAGACGGUGUGACUGAGGUGAUGCAACAUGGCAGCAGCUGCUGUCAAUCGGUGUUUUCUGUCAGCACUAAGGACACACAGUCGGUGUCAAAGCCGCGGACUUAACUCUCUGGCGGAGAGGACAGUCAGCUGGGUGUCCUCUGUUGUUAUGUGUAAGCACGGGGCAGCGGAGGGGGACACAAGCCUGGACAGGAGAGCUCCUGCUUGGGACAGGAGAAGUGGUCGUAACAACAACAGCAGGUCUCCUCUGCUCAGGACAGUAUCGGUGGGUCUGGGUCUGUGUGGCGCAGCGCUACUGGAUAGCCAAAGAGACAAAAAAGAAAACGACAGACGAGUCUCUGUGGUCGGACGGUUUCUUGAACACAUCCUGCCAUUAGCUCAGUGUGCUUCCCCUUUUAAACCUGACAGCCCCCGAUAUAAAUACAACUUUAUUGCAGAUGUGGUGGAGAAGUCCACCCCAGCUGUCGUGUACAUUGAAAUCGUGGGCAGACACCCAUUUUCAGGAAGAGAAGUCCCAGUGUCCAAUGGCUCUGGUUUCAUUAUCAGCAGUGAUGGUCUCAUUGUCACCAAUGCACAUGUUGUGGCCAACAAGAGAGGUGUCCGUGUGAAGCUCACCAAUGGAGACAUGUACCAUGCCACUGUGCAGGAUGUUGAUCAAGUGGCAGACAUUGCCACCAUCAAGAUCACUGCAAACAAUCCUUUACCCACGCUGACCCUAGGUCGGUCGUCUGACGUCCGACAAGGGGAGUUUGUGGUCGCCAUGGGAAGCCCCUUUGCUUUGCGCAAUACGAUCACGUCAGGGAUCGUCAGCUCAGUACAGAGAGGCAGUAAGGAGCUGGGCCUGUCCAACUCCAACAUGGAGUACAUACAGACAGAUGCAACCAUUGAUUUUGGAAAUUCUGGAGGUCCCCUAAUUAACUUGGAUGGUGAAGUCAUUGGUAUAAACACCAUGAAGGUCACUGCAGGGAUCUCCUUUGCUAUUCCAUCUGAUCACCUGAGAGCCUUUCUUGAUCGAUCAGCAAAAAAAAAGAGUUCCUGGUUUCGUGAGUCAGAGACAAAGCGGCGAUACAUCGGCGUAAUGAUGCUGACACUGACACCAAGCAUCAUUGCGGAGUUGAAGUUAAGAGACCCAUCCUUCCCAGAUGUGACACAUGGCAUCCUGAUUCACAGAGUCAUCAUGGGCUCCCCGGCCAACAGAGCUGGCAUGCUGCAGGGAGACGUCGUGGUGGAGAUAAAUGGGGUGAAGGUGAACACUUCAGAGGAGAUCUACCAGGCUGUUCGCAGCAGCGACAAAAUCACCAUGGUGGUGCAGAGAGGGAACGAGUUGCUACAACUGCAAAUGACUCCUGAGUACACAGAGUGACACUGAUUUCAUUUUGUAACCACUUGUUGACCUGAUUGGCAGCCUGCCACGAUUAGUUUAUGUAAGAGAAGAAAACUGUGAAUGCCAAUAAUGACAAUACAUUUUUGUUGUUACUGCAGAGGAAAUCACAGCAGUGAGACAGCAGUGUUCGAGUAAAACAAUAGGUGUUUGUAGCCAUAUUUAUCAGCUCACGUGUUGCCUGUCUUCUCUACAUGUCUGAUGGAUCUUAACUACACAAUGAUUUAUGUCAUUUCUACAAUGCAAACAGUUUGAAGCAUUAUGAACCUGCCAGCAACUAAACACUUCAGUAUUUAUUCCCAGGUUUUUCUGAGUACAAUAAACAAUGUGUUUUGUACCUCAACAAAGCAUUUCAUCAAUUCUUACUGGAAAGAGUAAGAAAACUAGUCAGUGUCAUUUAAAGAUUUGAGUUUGUAUGGUCCAAAAUCCAGUAUUUGUAAACUAAGUUCAUGAGACCUGAAACAAUGCACUUUAUUAAAGCCAUUUAAUGUUAGACAGAUACAGGAAGCAUGAGAGACCCAACAAUGUGGCAUGGAGAGAUGGUGAUAAACCGACUACCAUUAACAGAGCAAACAAGUUUGACAACUCACGAAUGCUGCUAUGAUGACGAUGAUUACACAAGUAAAAUCUGAAUGGUUGAGAUCCACUUAUUUAGACAGACAGUUUUGUAUGUCACGCACAGUAAAAACCAAAAACAUGAAUUCAUUUCAUGUUAAGAGCAAAACACCAGUUGUCCAUGAUGAGAAGCAAACAAAAAGUGAAGAGAUUACUCUCAGAUUUUGAGAGUACAGGUCAAAGCUGUGAAGCCAUACUGAGUAGAUUAAAAUUUCCCUGGUAUAUGUACAGUAACACACACUUACAGUAAAGUAAUAAAGUGACAUGUACUGGACUGCUACACAAUUAAAUGUAUUUACCUCAAAGACUGAUAGCUAUUAAAUGGAGAUAACAUUCAAACAACUUUAGGUUUAAACAAUAUUUUCAUACUUCUGGACUAGAGACAUCUUGUUAAGUACGAGUACUACAACAUACAAGUAUGGGAGGAAAAAUAAAAUUGUUCAAAUCCCAUCAAAACUACUUUUAAAAAGGCUUAAUAUAUAUUGCUGGUAAUAUUUUUCUUUUUAAGAAAAUAUAAAUUGUGCGACUGAAGCUUACAAUACACUGCUGGCAGUAGCGCCAGGUUCUGUGGUGACCUGCUGGAGAAGGGUCAUCUGUCGAGGCGCUGUGUGCUGAGAGACUCCCCGGAAAAGAGAGAGAGAGAGAGAGAGAGA